GAAGGGACGAUCAGCCAUCAAGGUAUGGCAACGCCGAUCCUCUUGAACUCAUGAUCGUCGUCACGAGGUGGACCGAAUGCCCGAUGAGCUGCGUGUCUGUAUCGACAUGAUCAAGGCUGAGCUCCAAACGGCGUUCACUCUGAAGGAUCUCGAGACGAUGUGCCUGGCGGUCAGCUUGUCCAAGGCCGACACCAAGUCGGCGUGCGCGAAGAAGCUCCACGCUUAUUUCGACGCGGUCAAGCGCCGAGAAGCGAAGGAGCGCGCCACGCAAGGUGACGUGGCCGUUGAAGGCGCAAACCUCGUUGCCAUUGGACUCGACGAGCUGUUCGACCACGAAUCGUACGACAUUUUGCGUCGCGACAAAGCGAUGGAGGCGGCGGUGCUCGGCGUCACAUCCCCAGCGCCUUGCGUCGACAUGCAAGUUAACGCUACUCUUCUCCUGCCACCGCUCGUGAUGAG
Molecule: messenger RNA, 459 nt
Organism: Saprolegnia diclina VS20
Lineage: Eukaryota; Oomycota; Saprolegniomycetes; Saprolegniales; Saprolegniaceae
Exons: 3
Source: RefSeq, a predicted model, not a curated record